Myzus persicae (green peach aphid) is the source of this 3165-nucleotide messenger RNA. RefSeq lists its product as uncharacterized. Bases 1 to 3144 code for a protein of 1047 amino acids. NCBI's taxonomy places the organism in Eukaryota, Metazoa, Arthropoda, Insecta, Hemiptera, Aphididae. Gene Ontology annotation, molecular function: UDP-glycosyltransferase activity. The transcript has 12 exons. The record is from RefSeq and is a predicted model, not a curated record.
AUGACUUGCCUAUUCACUAUAGGUGUUGCUAUGUGCACGGUCGUGGAAAUGAACGCAUCAUGGUGCAUUGCGAUGAUAGCGGUCUGCGCACUGACGUCGGGACGAUACUACCAAGCCGCGAACGGCGCUCGAAUCCUGGCCAUGAUGCCGAUAGCGGCCAAGAGCCACUGGAACGUGGUAGACUCGGUGUUGCAGACGCUAGUGGCCCGCGGACAUCACGUGACGGCCAUCACGCCGUUCCCCAAGAAGUCGCCGGUGGCCAAUUACACGGAAGUGGACAUGUCGCGUCUGAUGCCGUCGGGAGUCAGCGUGCCUUGGGACACGGUCUUGGGCGAAUGUUCGGUGCACAACAACCUGCCGUUCCUCUCGGGCCGUCACAAGGAUAUGUGUCGGGCGGUAUACGAGCAUGAUGAGUUCUGGCGGGUCAUCGAAACGAACAAAUAUGACCUGUUUAUCACCGAACUACUAGCCUCGUCGUGUGAUGCAUAUGUGUCUUAUUAUUUACAAAUUCCACAGAUAGUCAUUGUGUCGAGCCAUGUUCAUACAUGGUACCAUCAUACUUUCGGUAGUCACAUGAACCCUGCGCACAUUUCCACUUACCACGCACCGUUCGCUGUGCCCAAUAACUUCAUACAGAGAUUGAUGAACUCAUUUGAUUACUUGUACUCACACAUGGUGUUCAAAUGGGUCGACAGGGAAUCGACAGUGAUCGGUCGAAAAUAUUUCGGUUCUGACGCACCAGACGCUGAUACCCUAAUGAAAAAUUCGUCAUUAGUGUUCGUCAACGGGCAUUAUACAGUGGACUUGGCCAGGCCUCUUUUGCCUAAUUUCGUGAACAUAGGUGGAAUUCAUUUAGUGCAGCCAAAACCAUUGCCUAAAGAUAUUGAACAGUACAUCGAUGAUUCACCGAAUGGUGUUAUAUUCUUUACGCUAGGAUCUGUGAUUCGAUUGGAAACAGCACCAGCAUACUUGCAGAAAGUGUUCGUUGAAUCAUUGGCCGAAAUACCUCAAAGGGUACUAUGGAAGUAUGACGUUCCAAAUAUAGGAGACCUAUCAAAAAAUGUUAGAAUAGGGAAAUGGUUUCCCCAAAGAGAUAUUUUAGAACAUAAGAAUGUCAAAUUGUUUAUAUCUCAUGGUGGUAUGUCUGGGAUCUAUGAAGCCAUAGAUAGUGGAAUACCUGUACUUGGUAUACCUCUAUUUUUCGAUCAAUCACACAACAUUGCCAACAUAGCUCAUUGGGGUGCAGGCAUAAUGUUGGAUCACAAAACGUUGACCAAAGAUAUAUUUGUGAAUGCUAUCAAAGAAAUGACAACUAACUAUGAUAAAUACAAAUUAAAAGCGAUGGAACUUUCUAGAAGAUUUAAGGAUCGACAGAAUACACCAAAAGAAGAAGUCAUAUAUUGGACAGAAUAUGUAAUCAAACACAAAGGCGCACAUCAUUUAAAAACAGCUGCUUUAAAAUUACCUUGGUAUCAAUAUUUUUUAAUUGAUAUUCUAAUUGCCGUUGUAUUAAUUGCUUUAGUUAGCUUAAGUGUUUUUAUUCUUUUAUUAAAAACUAUUAAAAAUCUUGUCUGUAAUGUAAGUAAACCAAAAAAAGAAUACUAUAAAAUAUUUAAAAUGCAUUUCACAUUAGUUUUUUUAAAUGUACACUUUACAAUGACUGUUGUUUAUGGAGCUCAAAUAUUCGCUUUCGUGCCGAUAUAUGGACAGAGUCAUUGGAACGUUAUGGAUGCUGUAUUACAAACUCUCGUGACUGCUGGCCACAAUGUUACAGUUAUAACUCCUUUUAUAAAAAAAGAAAAAAUUGAAAACUACACUCAAAUAGAUUCUUCUUCCUAUAUGAGACGGUCGGCGUCGGCACCGUUCAAGUACAUAGCUGGAUCUGAUGGUUCUGAAUAUUUAAUUAAUACACAUCUAACUUCGUGCGAAGCUAUUUAUAAGCGCAAAGAUUUCUGGACCGUACUCGAAUCCAAAAAAUAUGACCUUUUCGUCACACACUUGUUGGGCUCGGGCUGUGAUUCGUACAUAGCCUACAAACUACAAGUGCCGAUGAUCGCCGUUACUACAUCUGCCAUGCCGACGUGGUUAAACGGUGAAUUUGGCAAUCCUUUGACUACUGCGUACACGUCCACACUAAAUGUGGCGAUGGCGAGUCCUAAAACAUUUUGGGAUCGUUUUUUAAACAAUUACGAUUACAUACGCUCGAAUAGUCAAAGGUGGUGGCACGAUCGCAAUGCAACGAUAAUUGGAAGAAAAUAUUUCGGCAAAGAUGUGCCGGAUUCUUAUACGUUAAUGAAAAAAAUAUCAUUAGUAUUCGUCAACAGCCAUUUCUCUUUUAACCUACCCAGGCCUUGGAUGCCAAAUCUUAUUGAAAUUGGAGGUAUUCACGUAAAUGAUCCUAAACCAUUGCCAAAAGACAUACAACUAUUUAUUGACGACGCUCCAGAAGGGGUAAUAUAUUUCUCAUUUGGUUCCACUGUAAAAAUGGAUUCACUUCCACCAAAAAUGCAAAUUUCUUUACAAGAGGCAUUUUCUGAACUACCACAACGGGUACUAUGGAAGUAUGAUGGUGAAGUAAUGAAAAACCAACCAAAAAACGUUAUGAUCAAGAAAUGGUUACCCCAAAGAGAUAUAAUGGCACAUUCAAAAUUAAAACUAUUUAUUUAUCAUGGUGGGUUGUCUGGUACAAAUGAAGCCAUCAUCAAUCAAGUACCUAUACUUGGCAUACCAUUAUUUAGCGAUCAACACAGAAACAUAGCAAACGCAGUAUUCUUGGGAAUGGGUCUAAGUCUAGACUACAAAACAAUAGAUAAAAAAUCAAUUGUAGCUGCUGCUAAAGAAAUUAUCAACAACAAAAAGUACAAGCAAAAUGUUCAAGAGUUAUAUCAGUUGUUUAAAGAUCGACCUUUGUCUCCAAAAGCGCUAGUUGCAUAUUGGACCGAGUAUGUAAUUAAACAUAAUGGAACUGAACACAUGAACUCAGCAUCAAAGGACAUGUUUUGGUAUCAGUAUCAUCAGUUAGACGUUAUAUUUGUGAUAAUAUUAGCUUCGAUAAGUACAUUAGCCAUUGUAUUAUAUAUUUCGAUAAUAAUUAUAUGUUCUAUUCUUAAAUAUAUUCAUUUGAAACAAAUUAAAACUGAAUAAAGACAUUUUAAUACAACUGUU